CCAAGUGGAUCUCUCUGUACUGGUUCGGAGUAAGUGGAUUGGUGAGUGAAGCGACUCUCAUCUAGUUGAUACUCCUGACUCUAGGCUGGUUUUAGUGGAUCGGCUUAAGGAGGGAUCGCAGGUGAAAGAAAAUCUCUUACGUGAAAUAUGACCAGUCCCUCGCACCCUCCAAAACACAGUGUAUCCCUGGACCUUGAUGAUACUCAAGGUGACGAUGGGUCUACAAAUAAUGACACGUUCCCUCUCUCCUCACUUGCAAACCUGUUUGAGAAUGAAGAGGGGACAGUACCCCCAGAGGUAACGCGAACUCCACAGCCUACUGCGGAUGGCAGACAAAACCUAAAGAUAAGGUUUCAAGGAGCUUUUAAAAAAGGAAUGCCCAACCCUAUGGAUCUUCUGGAGUCAACCAUCUAUGAGUCCUCAGUUGUUCCAGGACCAAAGAAAGCACCCAUGGACUCUUUGUUUGACUAUGGUACUUACCGUCAUCACCCUACUGAAAACAGGCGCAAGAGGAAGAAGAUUCUUGCAGAGAAGGAGAAUCAAAAUUCCCAGAAACCAAGUCCUGACCCCCCUCCAGUAAUCAAGAUGUUCAAUAGACAUAUUCUUUUUGACAUUGUAUCGAGAGGAUCCACAGCCGAGCUCGAGGGAUUCUUGCCUUUCUUGUUGGCUCAGAAAAAGCGGCUGACUGAUGAGGAAUUUCGAGAGCCCUCGACAGGGAAGACUUGCCUACCUAAAGCACUGCUAAACUUGAACGGAGGAAAAAAUGACACUAUUCCGAUGUUGGUAGACAUUGCUGAGAAAACUGGCAAUCUCCGUGAAUUCAUCAACUCUCCGUUCCGUGACGUUUAUUACAGAGGACAAACAGCCCUUCAUAUAGCUAUCGAAAGACGAUGUAAACAUUAUGUGGAGCUGCUAGUAGAGAAGGGUGCUGAUGUUCAUGCCCAGGCCAGAGGUCGAUUUUUCCAACCAAGAGAUGAGGGUGGAUACUUCUAUUUUGGUGAGCUCCCGCUAUCUCUGGCAGCUUGCACCAACCAACCUGACAUUGUGCACUACCUGACAGAGAAUGCUCAUAAGAACGCAGACUUGCGGCGCCAGGACACACGAGGCAACACUGUAUUACAUGCUUUGGUGGCCAUUGCAGACAACACGAGGGAAAAUACAAAGUUUGUAACAAAGAUGUAUGACCUUUUGGUCAUUAAAUGUGCCAAACUAUACCCUGACUGUAGCCUGGAGGCUAUCCUCAACAAUGAUGGGAUGUCACCACUUAUGAUGGCUGCCAAGCUGGGCAAAAUUGGGAUAUUUCAGCACAUUAUUCGACUUGAAAUAAAGGAUGAAGAUGCACGCCACCUCUCACGGAAAUUCCGUGACUGGGCAUACGGUCCUGUCUACUCCUCGCUGUAUGAUUUGUCUUCGUUAGACACUUGUGGAGAAGAAGUCUCUGUUCUGGAAAUCUUAGUUUACAAUAGCAAGGUUGAGAACCGCCAUGAGAUGUUGGCCGUAGAGCCUAUCAAUGAACUCUUAAGAGAUAAAUGGAGGAAGUUUGGUGCUGUCUCCUUCUAUACCAGUGUUGUAUCCUAUCUAAUUUCCAUGGUCAUCUUUACCUUGAUUGCAUACUACAGGCCCAUGGAAGGCAAACCUCCUUACCCCUACAGGACCACAAUGGAUUACUUGCGACUAGCUGGAGAGGUGAUAACUCUAAUGACAGGCAUAGUUUUCUUCUUUACCAACAUGAAAGAUCUGUUCAUGAAAAAGUGCCCGGGUGUGAAUUCCUUGUUUAUCGAUGGAUCGUUUCAAUUGCUUUAUUUUAUCUACUCGGUGCUGAUCAUUAUAACCGCUUCGUUGUAUCUGGCUGGAAUUGAGGCUUACCUGGCUGUCAUGGUGUUUGCCUUAGUCUUGGGGUGGAUGAAUGCUUUGUACUUCACCAGAGGCUUGAAACUGACCGGGACCUACAGCAUCAUGCUUCAGAAGAUCCUGUUUAAAGAUUUAUUUCGCUUCCUGCUUGUGUACCUCCUGUUUAUGAUUGGAUAUGCUUCAGCUUUGGUGUCCCUGCUGAACCCAUGCCCUACAAAUGAGACCUGCAACGGUAAUGGCACAGAUUGCACUGUGCCGGAGUAUCCAUCGUGUCGGGACAGCAGCACCUUUAGCAAGUUCCUGCUGGACCUCUUCAAACUGACCAUUGGCAUGGGUGACCUGGAUAUGAUCAACAGUGCUAAGUAUCCAGCUGUCUUCAUCAUACUGUUAGUGACCUACAUCAUUCUCACUUUCGUCCUCCUACUUAACAUGUUGAUCGCAUUAAUGGGGGAGACGGUUGGCCAAGUUUCCAAGGAAAGCAAGCAGAUCUGGAAAUUACAGUGGGCCACAACCAUCUUGGAUAUAGAAAGGCUUUUUCCAGUCUUUAUAAGAAAAGCCUUCCGCUCAGGGGAGAUGGUAACAGUUGGGAAGAAUAUUGAUGGGACACCGGAUCGGCGCUGGUGUUUUAGAGUCGAUGAGGUAAACUGGUCUCAUUGGAACCAGAAUCUUGGCAUCAUUAAUGAGGAUCCAGGGAGGAGCGAUACAUAUCAAUAUUAUGGGUUCUCACAGACUGUGGGACGUCUGAGGAGAGAUCGGUGGUCUGUGGUGGUCCCUAGAGUGGUAGAACUGAAUAAAAACACAAAUCAUAAUGAUGAUGUUGUAGUACCUCUGGAUCACAUUUCAAGAGCACAUUCACCUUACCAAAGACAUGGAUACCCCCAGAACUGGAAGAAAGACGAGACUCAUAUCUAGCAGCUCUAAGCCAUAAAUUCUCGGUCUGUGUCCAUGGAAGCCAGCAGUAUACUGUGCUCAAGAUGGCCCAGAACCAGUAUUUGCUGCUAACCAGUUUUUGGAACAUUCGCACUUUUGCACAAAUAUGUAUUCUUACCUGGCUGAAAUAAUUACUGCAGUAUCUCAGAAUUCCUGAUCUUGACGAUAAAUGGACUUGGAUUAUUGGUUUAUAUUUAUUUUUUUAAGUAAAGUUAAAAGUUUUUAUUUGUAAAUGUGUUUUAAUACAUGGAUAUCUUAAGAGACCAGGCAACAUAAGCAGACAACGAGAUGGUGCUGCAUUAAGUACAAUAUCCUGCAAUAAGGCAGAAUGGAUAUUAAGGUUAUUUUAAAUUAAUAAAAUCAUUAAGUAUUUCCCAUUUUCUUAAUAAAAGUGUAUUGUGAAAAUGGGAACAGAAUCAAAAUGAAAACAGCUGACAUAAGCUCUCUGGGCACUACAUUUGCAAGCAGC
Molecule: messenger RNA, 3250 nt
Organism: Spea bombifrons (plains spadefoot toad)
Lineage: Eukaryota; Metazoa; Chordata; Amphibia; Anura; Pelobatidae
Gene: TRPV4
Product: transient receptor potential cation channel subfamily V member 4
Exons: 16
Coding region: 148-2763 (871 amino acids)
Biological process (GO): calcium ion import across plasma membrane; osmosensory signaling pathway; actin filament organization
Cellular component (GO): cilium; membrane
Molecular function (GO): protein binding; calcium channel activity
Source: RefSeq, a predicted model, not a curated record